UCACCGCAACCCACACCGCUCUCUAACUUUCUCUCUCCAAAUCUCCUCUUCUCAUUUCCAAAUCUUCACAAGAUUCCCAAAAAACCCUAAUUCAACCCACACCCUUAUCCCAUUCAACCCCCAUUACCCCACAAAUGGCUCUAGCAUACUCCAAAAAACCCACCACCACCACCACCGGAAUCAUGCCCUCACCACCCCAACUCCUCUUAACCCAAGACGACCUCAAAAAAAUCGCCGCUUACAAAGCCGUAGAAUUCGUCGAAUCGGGUAUGGUCCUCGGACUCGGAACCGGGUCAACCGCCAAGCAUGCAAUCGACCGGAUCGGCGAACUCCUCCAACAAGGCAAACUAACAAACAUCAUCGGAAUCCCCACCUCAAAAAAAACCCACGAGCAAGCCUUAUCAUUAGGCAUCCCUUUAUCGGAUCUCGAAACACACCCGGUCCUCGAUUUAGCAAUCGACGGAGCGGAUGAAGUCGACCCGCAUAUGAAUUUGGUUAAAGGCAGAGGUGGAUCGUUGCUCCGCGAGAAGAUGAUAGAAGGUUGUUGUAAAAAGUUUAUUGUAAUUGUUGAUGCAACCAAGUUGGUUGAUUAUAUUGGGGGCAGUGGAUUGGCUUUGCCCGUUGAGAUUGUGCCGUUUUGUUGGAGGUUUACUGCUGAAAAGCUUAGAAGCUUGUUUAAACAUGCAGGUUGUGUAGCUAAACUUCGGGUUGUUGGGGAGAAUGGGGAACCGUAUGUGACGGAUAAUGGGAAUUAUGUUGUUGAUUUGUAUUUUGAGAAGGAUAUUGGGGAUUUGGUGGCUGCGGGUGAUGCGAUGUUGAGACUUGCAGGUGUGGUGGAGCAUGGGAUGUUUAUUGAUAUGGCUACUACUUUGAUUGUGGCUGGAGAGCUUGGGGUUACGGUGAAGAAUAAGUGUUAGGGGGUUUUGGGUUUUUUAGGCUAACUUUGUUAGGAUAUGAAGUUGUUAUGGUUUGUUAGAUUGGGAUUUAUUUUAUUUUUAUAAGUUUAUUUGAUAAGUUAUUGAUGAUAAUGAUGAUAAUUUGGUACCAAUUGGUUUCGGUUUU
This is a messenger RNA of Helianthus annuus (common sunflower), 1062 nucleotides long. Its product is annotated as probable ribose-5-phosphate isomerase 2. The record is from RefSeq and is a predicted model, not a curated record. Gene Ontology annotation, molecular function: ribose-5-phosphate isomerase activity. The coding region runs from base 135 to 917 and encodes 260 amino acids. Lineage: Eukaryota; Viridiplantae; Streptophyta; Magnoliopsida; Asterales; Asteraceae. The transcript has a single exon. Gene Ontology annotation, biological process: pentose-phosphate shunt, non-oxidative branch.